Prorocentrum cordatum is the source of this 584-nucleotide messenger RNA. The record is from the annotation of a GenBank genome assembly. Lineage: Eukaryota; Dinophyceae; Prorocentrales; Prorocentraceae.
AUGCUCGACAAGAAUGUGGAGACGCUGAAGAACAUGAACACCCAGACGGCCAAGUACGCCAAGUGGUACGUGAGGGUCCUCGACCCGAAGGUCAUUGAUUACACGUUCACAGUGAGGAACGAAAAAGUGGAGGCGCAGAAGUUCAGUUGCGUUUUGGUGUCCAACGCGCCCGCGCAGUACAUGCUCGGCGCGGUGCCCUUCAGUUUCAAGAAUCGGGCUGCGGCAGCCGAAGCCUUCAAGAAAUUCACGGCGGACUCCGUGUGGGAGCUCCGGACCCCGAGCUUCGACACCAGAGCCAAGUCGGACUUCAUCGGCGGCCCAUUGAAGUCGGUGGUCCUGCUUUGCAACCCAUCGACACUGACCCGACUCCCGCCCACCAGCACGGAAGCGUUGGCGCAUCCCGCUAAGGGGCUGCAGAUCGCACUGGAUAUCAAGGGCAUCGUGGAGCUUCUCAAGGGGACUGCUACUGGUGCAAGCAACCGGGCGGCCUUCGACUUCUGCGGCAAGUUCCUCGGCAUCACCACUCCCAAGCAAGUCAGUAAGAACGGCAGCCUCCGAAUGGUGGCCGAAGCGGAGUUGGGCAG